This is a messenger RNA of Glarea lozoyensis ATCC 20868, 909 nucleotides long. Its product is annotated as Mitochondrial carrier. The transcript has a single exon. NCBI's taxonomy places the organism in Eukaryota, Fungi, Ascomycota, Leotiomycetes, Helotiales, Helotiaceae. Gene Ontology annotation, molecular function: transmembrane transporter activity. Gene Ontology annotation, biological process: transport. Bases 1 to 909 code for a protein of 302 amino acids. The record is from RefSeq and is a predicted model, not a curated record.
AUGUCUGCAGACUUCUGGGCAGGAUAUAUCAGCGGCGCCGCAGGAAUUCUCAUUGGCAACCCACUGGACGUUAUCAAAGUUCGUCUUCAGGCUGGCACACCUGUUACAACAGCCCCUUCCAGUUACACCUCACAGUUCUCUACUGCGGGGUCUCUCAUUCGGGGAGCCACAGCUCCAAUCCUUGGCUAUGGCGCUCUCAAUGCGCUCUUGUUCAUGACAUACAACCGAAGUAAUACCUUCUUGAAUACAAGUCCUUCGGGGCUCCCUCCCAACUUAUGGACAACAUGGCUCGCAGGUGCCAUUGGCGGAUUGGCGACCUGGGUAGUCAGUACUCCGACUGAGUUGGUGAAAUGUCGAGCUCAAAUGUCCACUUCAGCCAGUACAUCAUCGAGCUGGGGCAUCACAAAAGACAUCAUACGGGCCGAGGGGUUGCGCGGACUCUACUUUGGUGGAAUUGUCACAGCAUUGAGAGACAGUAUUGGUUAUGGGUUCUACUUCUGGUCUUAUGAGCUGAGCACUAGGUCUCUAAAGUCGAGAUUUGGCAACGAGACAAACUCUACAGCCCAAGAAGCAGCUCAAGUCCUUCUUUGUGGUGGUUUGGCUGGUGUCAUAACGUGGGCCUCCAUUUUCCCACUCGACAUGAUCAAGACCCGAGUUCAAACGCAAAUUUCGGUCCCUCAAUAUGCUGUCGAGGGCGAGCCCUUAAUAGCAAGUACACCACAGCGCAGAUUAGGAGCCAUUGAGAUAGCACAGAAUGCAUAUCGAGUUGAAGGGAUGGGCGUUUUCUUUAGAGGAUUAGGCGUCUGUAGCUUUAGAGCAUUCAUCGUGAAUGCCGCUCAGUGGGCGGUUUACGAAUGGAUAAUGAGAGAACUAGAUCCUGAGAGGAGGGUUGUUGAGAAGAAUGUUUAG